Molecule: messenger RNA, 7743 nt
Organism: Pleuronectes platessa (European plaice)
Lineage: Eukaryota; Metazoa; Chordata; Actinopteri; Pleuronectiformes; Pleuronectidae
Gene: znf618
Product: zinc finger protein 618
Exons: 15
Coding region: 463-3345 (960 amino acids)
Molecular function (GO): protein dimerization activity
Source: RefSeq, a predicted model, not a curated record
UUUUUUUUUUCGUGAAGCUCAAACACAGGUCGCCGCUGCAAUUUCGGAAUCUGCGCUUGUAUAUGGCGGACGAGACUUUCCACCGGAGGAGGAACCGCAGCACGAACCCGAGGUGCUUCGGCAGCAACCCCCUCUGCUCGGCCGGAACCGAGCCGCUCUGCACGGCCCGAGUAAAGAGAACCUUUAAAUCCACGGCCCCAUUACGCCAUUACUCUUUUCGUAAAAUGUAACGCAGCGUGUCGAGGAGGAGGAGGAGGAGGAGAGAGAAAAAACCGUCGUGGUGGGAAAUAUUUUUGGGGAAUUUCUCAUAACUAAUUCACAAUUAAAUUUUUUUUUCUCCCGGAGGAAGCAGCUGAGCAGCCAGCUCUGGUUCGCGGGAGGGAAGCCUUCUGGAGCGGGGAGGCUGUUUUCGCAUGAGCUGCAUCGUUUCUGGAGAAGCGAAGGCUCAGAGGAGGCAGAGUCAUGAGUGCACAAGAGGCACCCAAUCCUGGUAAGGAGAAGGCGGACAGUGGGAGCGCAGCCACAGAUGGCCCCUCACCAACCUUAGCCUCAGCCACCAAGACUACGAGUCCGGCACCCGUCACAGUUAAGAAAGAGCCCGGGAUCUUCGAGACGAGCAACGGGAAAGUUGGCGAUGCCAAUCCUGCUGAGAUCUGUGUUGUUAUUGGAGGAAAUGAUGGAGGAGGAAGUGGAGGCGGAUCACGUAGAGCUCCUACCGAGGGUAUGUUUGCCCUUGGUACUCCUCCUCCAACGAAGAGCACAGACUCAUGCAUAGGCUCAUAUGUAUGUGGGGUAUGCGGGAAGAAGUACAAGUAUUACAACUGCUUCCAGACACACGUCAGGGCACACAGAGAAUCAGAGGCUAUGAUUACAGAUACUUUACCCCAGACGCCCAACAACAGCUUCCGUUACUCCUGUGACAUCUGUGGCAAGAAGUAUAAAUACUACAGCUGCUUCCAGGAGCACCGUGACCUGCAUGCAGUUGAUGAUCCUUAUGAACAGGUAGUGUUACCUGUGGAUGGCCUUAAAGAUGAGGAGCCAGUUGAACCCUACCAGAAAAUCGGUCCAAGGGAAAAAGCAAUCGCCCAUCUCUGCAGAGACCGUGGGUUCAAUCGACGGCAGCGAGUGUCCCUUCAAACACAAUUGGCAGUGUUCGCAGAAACUGGGAGCUAUGUUUGCGAGUUCUGUGGGAAGCAGUACAAGUACUUCAAUCCAUACCAGGAGCAUGUUGCUCUUCACACGCCGAUGGGGGCCUUUGAUAUGAAGGCAUCACGGGUACAGGAAUGUGGCAGUAUAGACAUGAGUAAAUUUGGCCACAGCCAAGCUGCCAAGAUAAAAAACAGUCCAUUCAGGCGGAAACUGGAGACUGCGAUUCAGUCGAGUCUGGUCGACACAAACAGCUCGCAGAAUUCAAGCGGAACUCCGAGCCCUCUGGUGGCCACGUCCUUCUCUACAACGCCGAAACCCUACACUUGUGGUGCCUGUGGCAUCCAGUUCCAGUUCUACAACAACCUGCUGGAGCACAUGCAGUCCCAUGCUGCUGACAAUGAGAACCACACCAAAGGGGAGUCUCCCAAAACCUCCUCAGCCACGGGUCCUCAGGAGCAGCUGUGGAGAGGUUCUCAGGCUCCGGCCCAUCCCUCAGUUAAACUACAAAUCCAGCCUCAAAGUAUCUCCCAGAGAAACCACACACUCAGCCAAAAUAAUGGACUACCUGAGAAGGAGCGACAGCAGGUGGCUGAGCGUCUCUUACGGGUAAUGUGCUCAGAUCUGAGUAUGCUAAACGUGCUUAACAGCAAGGACUUCCUGAAGUUGGCACAAACCUUCGUGGAUACGGGUGCUCGUCAUGGUGCCUACUCCACCCGUGAUGCUCUUGGCAACAUGAGUGCCUUGGCACUGCGUCAGCUGCCCCGCAUGUACAACCAAGUCAAAGUCAAGGUCACGUGUGCCCUGGGCUCCAACUCCUCACUUGGCAUCGCCGUCACCUGCCACGCCCAGACAUCUGGACCAGAUGCUUGCUUUGUUCUCACAGCCUACCAGGUGGAGGGAUCAAGACUGAAGCGCUAUGUGCUCGGUGUAAGGGAGGCCGAGCUCAGGGAGGGGCCUGAGCAGAUUCACCACUGGGUCCAGAAUGUGCUCUCAGAGUUCGUCAUGUCAGACAUUCGCACUGUGUAUGUCUCGGAGCCCCGGGUGUGGGCAGCAGGAUUUGCGGGAUCACCUCUGGGUGGCGGUGGCCGGGGGAGGAUAUGCCUGCGAUGCGCGGGGUGUUCACUCGGUGCUGUUGUCCAGGCUGUCCUUGGGAAGCGCAGCCUCCAGGCUCGAGGUCUUCAUGAGUUGGCCGAGCUUCUCUUGUCUUGCAGAGAUAUCGCCUCCUCCACCACACUGGCUAUCCGUGACGAACAGUUCAACAACACAUCCACGAGCACAGCUGACGAAGGUUCACAGGGCAGCGCCGCACAGAGCCCCACUCCUCCUUGCUGGGAUCGCAUGGCUGAAGCUCUUCUGCAGGUCCAUGUCCACUUUGAACAGAUCUGUGAGGCUUAUGGACGCAGCAAGUCCACGGCUCCUCUGCUCCAAGGUCUCAACAAGCAUCUGCUCGGCACGCUGGCUUGUCUGUUGGCCCCUCUGCGCCUGGCAGCUCUGGAGCUGAGCAGCCAGAGGAGACCAACCUUACAGCAGGUUCUGCCCGUCUACCUUCGCCUGGAGAAGUUUUUCACAUCUAAAGCGGGGGAGGCUGGAACUGGCACGGCUAGCAAACUCUGCCACUACUUCCUAGAAGCACUAAAGGAAAACUUUAAGGUUGAACGCGCUCACCAGGUCGCCAUGAUCCUGGACCCUCAACUCAAGCUACGUUCAGUGCCAGCCUACCAGCAUGAAGACAUAAUCUCCCGUGCAUGUGAAAUGGCUACUGAAAACCGUGAUGGAGGUAUGACAGGUGGUGGAGGUUCGGGUGGUGAAGAUCGGGACACUGAUGGCCCUCCAACUCCUAAAAUAAGCCGCAUAGAGGGAGGUGGAAGCAAUGGCGGCACCUCAAGGAGGACGCCCACAUGCAAGGUGUCUGGUAGCGACGACGGUCAAAGCCAAGUCAGACAAGAGAUUUUCCAGUACCUGGCUGAGCCUCUUCUCCAAGGCACACCCGAUCUCCUCCAGUACUGGAGCUCAGCAAUGGGCGACAAGUUUCCCAGGCUCUCUCGCCUGGCACUGUGGCUCCUCGCCGUCCCUGCUGUGGGCAUACGGGGCGAGUGUGUGACUGUGUGUGAGCAGAGCCUGGCCAUGAAGAGGAGGCAGCAGGUAACCACUGAGGAAAUGAACAAACUCAUUUUCCUUCGCUCCAACAUGGGCUAGAAGAGAAAACCCAACCUACCCUUAUCAACCAAACGUUCACCUCCAACAAAUGACUCAAGACUAUUAUUUAUAUACUGUAGGUUUAGACCAACUGUAAGCUUCAAUGUGUAUGGACAUUAAAUACAGAUAUUUACAGGAAAACUCACAUUGUAUAGGUCGCAAACACCCAUAAAACAGCUUAUUACAUAUUUUAUAUGGAGAAAGGACUGUUGAAAAGUACUGUCGAGAAAAUGUAGGGGUGGAACGUUCACUCUCAAAAGAUCGUCCCGUUUGGUAGCCAUCCUCGGUUUGGGAAGCACAUGUCAGCAGGAUGAGUUUGGGUUUUUUCUCUCGGCCAGUAAAUUGAAUUCCUCCAGCCUAACAACUUAACCGCUACGAGGCUAUGAUGCUGUUAUUCCCACUGGAUGGCAACAUUUUCAGGUAAAAUCUGGUCUCACUGCUUGAAGCUACUGUCAUAGACCUCUGAAAACAGUCAUUUAUCAAAGACAUUAGCAGUAAAUACUGUAGCAUGUACAGUAGGUUGUAUAGUAAUUGUUUUCAUUGGUGUAUGACAGAAAAACAAAUCAAGUGGCGAGUCUUCACUGCCAUUGUAUCGCUGACAAUUAAACCAGGUUCAUGAUUUACUGUCCCACGGGAGUUCUGAGCUAAUUCAUUACAACUAAUUUGGUGGUUGCACCAGUGCUCUCUAAAUGUAGAUGCAGAUCAUUUACAUGCAUAUUUCAACCAGACGGGUAAAAAAAAUCCAGCUGAUCAAACCUUAACACUGAUAUGAAGCCUUCCUCCUUGUUUAUGAUACUAAUAGUGAGGAAGACAUGGAAUGGUUUGACUUCUGUCUACCUUGAAUGAAGGAGAACCAGGGCUUAUUUGACUCCACAGGCCUUUUAUUCCAGGAAAUGUAGUAAUAUAAGAAACCUCACGUAGCAGCUCUGCAGCAGAAAUGCUUCCUCUGUGAUCAGACACGUGUGACCCGGGCUGAAAGCAGAAGUCAAACUGUCAAACUUCCAGUGGUUUACUUGUGCUCAUCACACAAAGAGGGCUGCGUUGUAUCAGAAUCUUUUUCUGGUCAGCAUUUACACUCAUUCCAUUCAGCCUUACGAUAAAUUACCUUAGCAGGAUUGCACCAACAAGGAAUUAAAGAAACAAACUGAAUAAAUAAAUCUUAUAUUAUCCUUUUAAUACUUGAUGGUACAACCCAGCCUGCAUGUCAGUAAAUACACAGAAAUAGCAUGUUGAUGACAUUUAGUCUCAUUUGAUGAUAUUUUACAGAGUUGGUCAGUCCGUUCUGUGAAAAGACACCUACAGCUGUGUCUUUACGCUGCAUUUAAACACCUCUGUCUCCAUUAGCCUUCAGUUAAAGCUUCUAGAUAAGUGGUCGACCACUGUGCACGUGCAUGUCUAAUUGUGUAUCUGUUUUCAAAGCUCAAUUGGAAAACAUCUCCACAGGAAAGACAUGAUAGCUAUUUUAUUUAUUAUCCUUUCCUCAUUCUUCACUCUAAUACAAACAUUGUCUUCCUUAUGUGAGCUACACAUUUCCAUUUCUUUAAGGCAAUAAGCUUUAUCCUAGGGCAGAGUUUCUGACUUUCUCUAUUGAAAUUGACUGUUGUCAUGAUUCUCCCACACUUUAUUAUUAUUAACAGUAUAUAUUAUUUUUCUCUUUGUGAAAUCAAUGGGAUUUUCUCAGGAAGGAGUGCACCCAAGCAGGCACUGCCACUUUUUCCUCACUGAACCUAAAACAUGUCCUCACUGAACCUAAAACACACCAAACUGUGACCUCAAUGCCGAGGCAUGAACUGAACCGUGACUUUCUGCGAAACGUUCCACCCCGAAUGCAGUUGGUGCCAUUUGCAACAAACUCAAAAGAAAAACAAGUAUCUGUUUAUGAGAAUCUAUUUCUUUCAGGACGAAACACACUCUGACAGUACAUUCGUUAAAGUCGCCACAUGCAUACUGAUGAAGUCAAGUUAUUUAUUUUUUUAUGGAUUCUAGAAAUACAUUUACACGAGCUAAUACCUCCUACAAAUGACUUGGGUGAAUGGAAGUUAUACUGUAACGUGUGUUUGUUGCCUCUGGUACUAAUCAAGUCAAAUACUAUUGUCAUUUUAUGUUUUUUGGGCCUUAAGUCUCUUUUCAUGUGAUCACCUUAAAUCCCUCGAGUCAGAGCCGACAUCAUGCCUUUAUAUUGCUGUUCAAUGGCCUUCUUUUCACCAUCUUUUCUAAAGCUUGUAGUUGUCGUUCAUCACUCCUGUAGACUUCAAAGGGACUUCUGGCCGAUGGUUGGAAACAUUGUCCUCUGGUGGUCAAAUGUGUACUUUUUAAUCACGGUGGGCAACUGUGGUAUUUGGAAAGAGCUUUGUUCCAGUGUUCCCAAGUUUUCAAAAGGUUGAACUAACGGAGCACGUUUGCUUUUACUACAACCUCUCAGUGUGUAAAACAGGUCGUCAGGUCAUGAAUCAUACGAACAUGAACACACACAAGCACAAGUAUCUACUUUUAAGACGUGUAAUGAAAUGACUCAGUCACAUUUGCAGGUCUACACCUCAAUAUUUCUAUUGAGUUUAUUUUUUGCAGAGGCUAUAUCACCUACUCCCGAUUUGAAUAAAAGAUAUUUAAUACUCACACAUAAAACUACAAUGAGAUGGGAAUGGUUGAAUAAAAAAAGGCCAAGGACAAAUCGGUCUCACUAAAAAGAGAAUAUUUUUGAAUCCACAUAAAUACAACUGUGGGUUUAUAUUUACUUUUAUACGAUUUGAAAUUCUAAAACUUUAAUUAGAGAAUGCAUACAAGGUUAAAUGAUGCUUAACAAUCAGUAGUGAGUGGCUCUGCAUUGCACACAUUUCACAACCACAUGAUUUCUAAUGGACUGUACUGUAGCCUCCCUUUACCUCUGUCAACAACUCUAGCGUUUUAUAAAUUGUUUUCUCACGUCAAUUUUUAUUUUGAAGUGUCAGAUUGUUUUCUCUCACAUUUUUGGUUCUCAAAAACAAUAAAUUAUUGGGUUGAUUUUGAUCAUCUGCGAUUAUAACACAGUGUGUCUGUUUUUCCUUUGAUUCAGUGUGACCCAGACAUGCAUCACUGCAUUGUGAUCAUUUGCGUUUGCAAAAUCAAUAUGUAUCCUGCUGUUCUCACUCUGAUUUAUGUCACACGAUUUAUAUUUUGGUAGAAAGACAAACACUUGCUGUAAAUUAUAUUUGACAUUUUAUUUUAUUUUUGAUUUUAAAGUACCAGUCUAAUGUUUUACCUCAGUACUCAAGAAAGGUAAUGUUGUAACUUAGUGAUCGGAAAAUCAGUUGUUCAAACAUUAAUUAGCUUUGGUCAAGGAAAUAGUCGAAAUACUGUAUGUUGGUUUUGCGGUUUUAGCGGCGAUCCUCGAUUGAACCGAUGAAGGGAUUUUUCUUACAGUUUUUAAAAUAAGUAUUUUAAAUAGGAUAUGCUCUGGGACAAAAUGCCAUUGUUGACGUAAUGAUGUCAACUUGAUUUUGCUUAGAAAUGACACUCUUCUUUCGUUGAUUUAAAUGAGAAUUAUAUCUAAGAUAUGCAUGCUUUUAAUAAGAUAUAUAAAGUUAUAAGCCAGUGUUUCUCAUCAGAUGGAAGUGGUUCGUGGUGUUCAGACGGUCGUUCAGAGCGAGAAAAGCAAACGCAGACUUGAUUUGAACCUUUCGAGGUGGGAGUAGCGAUGAUGAUCAUGGGUUGACGUUCAUGGGCUUGACAUCACCCAUUUUCAGAGGAUGUACUAUGUAAAUACAAGAGAACUGCUGUUUUUAUGCCACAAGGGGGCGCCUUCAUUUCAGAGCUACAGUAGGGAGCACCAAUAACAUUAUACCUCUUUUUUCUACAGUAGCAUUUCAAAAAGGUUUUGAUAUAAUAUAAAACUCAACUUAGAUACUGUUACUAGACGAACUGAGAUCAACUGUAAGUUUUAUUUUGUUUCAGGAUUUUAACUUAUUCAGAUAAUACAAGUUCCAGUUGUAAAAUAUGGUAUGAGGAUGCUAACAUGGAGAUCUGUUUUAACUAUGGAUUAUAGUCUGUAUUAUCAAUUCAGGUUAAGAAAACUAGUGUUGCUUUCAUCCUAUUUAAACAAGCAUUUCUUCCUUUUAUACUCUGCUAAGAUGCAAAAAAAAUGUGUUUGAUUCUCUUCAGUUUGUCUUUUUUAUCGCACUUUGGCAGCAGAUUCCUGUGUAGAUUCUGAUCUGAGUUGUCUUAUUAUUAGUAAGCCUAAUUUAUACUUUUGUAGCAACACUAUUUUUAUAUAAUGGCAAAGAAAGGGUUCCGUGUCUUUUGUUUUUUCCUGCUUUAUUUUUAAUUUUUCCUGUGUCAUAUAUGGCAGCGCUGUUCAAUGUUUCUUGAAUACAUUACCCACUGUAGUAUGUGAUGUGUGAAUAAACUCCAAAUCUGUGUCAA